Messenger RNA from Aureobasidium musti, 1146 nucleotides. NCBI's taxonomy places the organism in Eukaryota, Fungi, Ascomycota, Dothideomycetes, Dothideales, Saccotheciaceae. The record is from the annotation of a GenBank genome assembly.
AUGGCCGCUCCUCAAGUCCAUCACCUCUUCCACCACCCAAUCGCCGACCACUCCUUCUCUGCCGACCGCAAGACCCUCGCUGUUGCUAGAGAUAACACGGUCGAGCUGUACUCUUCCAAUGGCUCCCGCUUUGCCUUGAACGACGAGCUGCGUGGCCACGACAAGCUCAUUACCGGUGUCGAUAUUGCUCCCAACUCGGGCAAGAUUGUCACCUGCUCUCAAGACCGUAACGCAUACGUCUGGGAGCCCUCGAACGGCUCCUGGCGCCCCACCCUCGUCCUUCUCCGUAUCAACAGAGCCGCCACAUGCGUACGCUGGUCGCCCAACGAGACCAAGUUCGCCGUUGGUAGUGGUGCUAGAGUUGCUGCUAUUUGCUACUUCGAAGAAGAGAACGAUUGGUGGGUGUCCAAGCACCUCAAGAAGCCCCUUCGCAGCACCGUCACCAGCGUCGCCUGGCACCCCAACAGUGUCUUGGUUGCUCUAGGCAGCACUGACGGCCAUGCUCGUGUGCUCAGCGCCUUCAUCAAGGGCGUUGAUGAGAGACCAGCACCCUCAGUUUGGGGCGAGCGUCUGCCCUUCAACACCAUUUGUGGAGAGUUCUUGAACCAGACCGCCGGCUGGGUCAAGAGUGUUGCUUUCAGUCCCUCUGGAGAUGCUGUCGCCUUUGUCAGUCAUGACUCGACCAUGACUGUCGCUUACCCUGCUGGAGAAGGGCAGCCUCCUCAUGCAGUCAUCAACAUCAGUACCCAAGUUCUACCCUUUGCCGAUCUUCUCUGGAUCUCCGAGGGCGAGAUUGUUUGUGCCGGCUAUGUAAGAAAUGCCAGAUGUCGCCUUUGUUAUGUCAUUGAACUGAUCCUUUCCAGGNACUGCGAACCUUUCCGUUUCUCGGGCUCAGCAUCCGGUUGGUCGCUUGUCGGAUCUCUUGACAGCACCUCGAAGUCUGGCUCAGCGAACCAACGCGACGAGUCUGCUCUCAACAUGUUUAGACAGAUGGACCUUCGCGGCAAAGUCAUUGAUGACACACAACUCAAGACUGUUCACCAGAAUUCGAUCAACACUGUACGCGCAUACGCUGGUUCUCCAGACGCCGUCAGUCAGAUCAGCACCAGCGGUGUUGAUGGCCGUGUCGUCGUCUGGAAUCUGUAA